Molecule: messenger RNA, 3006 nt
Organism: Petromyzon marinus (sea lamprey)
Lineage: Eukaryota; Metazoa; Chordata; Hyperoartia; Petromyzontiformes; Petromyzontidae
Source: RefSeq, a predicted model, not a curated record
GUGGGCAGACGUACAAAAUCAGCAGGGGAUCAAAUACUUUUUCCCUCACUGUAUAGAGUAACUUUUUGAGAAGGAACAGUGUGCGCGCGUGUGUGAGGCGUUAUACAAACAGCGAUUCAAUAGCUUAACCCACGCUUAAACUUUAGUCUUCGCGGGGUAAAGCGUUAUUUGCAAGUAUAAUAAAUAGCACAUUACGUUUCGUUAAGUUUUGUUAAAACAAUAACUCUGCAUCAUUUUAUUUGCAGUCGCGACCCUGAAACGCGAUAAUGAAUCGAAGCACCGAGGGUUUGUGAUUUGUUAAACCGCACACGGCUCACAUCAGUGGUGAGUGAUAUCUGAACCGGUCCUGGGUUACCACCACUUCAACAACCGAGAUUGACCGGCGUGGUGAAGUAUGGUUAAACAACCAUGACCGACACAGCGAGGGGAUGCAUGGCUUCAUCGGUCAAGGCAGAUUGAGAGAAGACUCGCAUAGUUUUGUCGUUGAAUUAUUGAUUUUGCUGCGUGUAUGAUUAAGAUACAUAAUACUAAACAAGCCAAGCUGUUUUAAGUACGUGGGGGUUCGAGUGUAUAUAUAUACACACACACAGAGAGAGACAUGCCGCGUUACGGGGAGGUCCCCUUUUAAUAUACCUGAGUUCACGCACGGGUUAAUGGUUGAGCACAAGCAUCAGGCCUUGUAGAUGACAAGUCACAACUCAACAUCAACACACACCGACUUGCAUUUCACUACACCCCAUAAGCCCUGCACACACACACACACACAUAUAUACACACAGGCAUAUGACACUAAACAAUGUGCGUCUGAGAGCAUUACCUUCUUGAGCACCAAUCAUUAGCCAAGCUAAUAACGGAACGCCAACGCAUCACCCAUGGAACCGACCAUCACCACCGACUUUGGGGACAUCAUCGCUACCAUCGGCUUCGGCAAGUUCCAAAAGUGGCUCAUCUUCUGGACGAGCCUCACGUGCCUCUUUGGAGACUUCCCGUCCUUCGUGCAGGUGUUCUCGGGCUCCGCCGUGCCCCACAGGUGCCGGCCCGACAGCGCGGGCGUCACGGGCUCAGAGGGGCCCACGAACGCGACCCCGGAGCCUGCGUUCGCGACCCCGAGUGAUGGGCACGGAGGCGAGCCGGCGAGCCCGUGCGUGCGUGUCCUCGACGCGAGCCUCCUCCGCCCGUGGCAGCACGGCGGGAAUGUCUCGAGCGGUGGUGCGUGGAGCACCCUCGCCCCUGCUGGCGGUGGCGUUGCUGCUGAUGAUGAUGAGCUGGGGGGUUUUGGAAACUCCAGCCAGGAGCCCUGCACCAACGGGUGGAUGUACGACACCAGCCAGUAUUCGUCAACCAUCGUCACCGAGUUUGACCUGGUGUGCGAGCGGAGGUGGCUGAACGAGAUGUCGCAGGCGAUGUUCAUGCUGGGCUUUCUGCUCGGCUCGGCUGGUGGACCUCUCUCCGACAGUGUGUGUUUUCGAAACAAUAAAUGUCUCUUCCCUUCCCAGUACGACUCGUGGGGAUUACCUUUCGUGGGGGGCACCACAGCUAAAUCGCACCCCACCUUAAACUUAAUCCAGCCACGGGCGUACUGCGAGUUGAAUGAUGUGACACGUGGCACGCGUGUCUCACCCAUUCGCAGGUACGGACGGAAGGGACUUAUUGUCGUGGCCAUGGUCUGGCAUUUUAUUUGCGGACUCGGCAGUGCGUUCUCCCCGAACGUCGCCCUUUACAUCGUCUUCCGCUUCGGAGUGGGCCUCGGCAUGUCGUUCAUCCUCGGCAACCCCAUCGUGCUCAUCAUGGAGUGGUGCAGCACGUCCAAGAGAACCCUGGCAGCAUUGGUCCCCCAGGGCUCGCGGGGCAUGGGGCAGGUGCUGCUCGCCACGCUAGCCUACUUCAUCCGCGACUGGCGAAUGUUCCAGCUCGUUGUCACCAUCCCCCCGUUCGUGGCCUUCAUCGUCUACUCGUGCAUCGUUCCCGAGUCGGCGCGGUGGCUGUACACGAGGGGAGACCACGAUCGCGCCAAGGAGCUCAUCAUGGAAGCGGCCAAGCAGAAUGGCGUCACGCUACCCACACACAUGGUGGACACGCUGUCAAUGGAGAAGAAGAAGUCCCCGAAGUCCGCGCUCGACCUCUUUAGAACGUUCCACAUGCGACAGGAGACAAUAACCAGGAAGAAAAAAAAACUAAAUAGUUUAUUUCUGUAUUGUUUUGUCCGUCUGCUGAAGCAUGAACCUCUCUGCAGGUUGAUGGUGAGCAUGUCCUACUACAAACUGAGCCUCAGCUCCACAGGAUUUGGCCUCAGCAUCUAUCUCACCCAGCUGAUCUUCGGGGUCACCGAAUCGCCGGCUCGCUUUUGCCUGCCGUGGUUUCUGGAGCGGUUCGGUCGCCGGCCGUGCAUUUUCACCGUCCAGUUCGUCGGGGGCCUGGCCUGCGUCAUCCUCGCGCUCAUCCCUGCCGACCUGCGAGUGGUCACCACGGUGGUGGCGGUCUUGGUGAAGACGUGCAUGGCGUGCGCUUUCUCCGUCCUCUUUGUCUACUCGACAGAGCUCUUCCCCACCACCCACCGACAAAACGGACUGGGAAUGGCGGCAAUGUCGGGCAGCCUGGGUGGAAUUCUGGCUCCCAUGGUGUCCCUUCUCGGCGUCUACCACCGCGUCAUCCCGCUCACGUUGGUGGGCGCCGGCGUGCUCGUCAGCUCGCUGCUCUGCCUGUCGCUGCCGGAGACCAGGAACGUCAAGUUGCCCGACGUUCUACCGACCAAAGAAGACCUGGCGCGCAAGGCCAAGUUGAAGAAAGCAGGAGCGGCGCAGAAUGGCACGGCGAAGGGCAGCCUCAACGUCUUCACUACGAGACUCUAAGUGGAGCGAGGGGCUACAGAGGGAGUGGUGUGCGGUGGAAGUAUACAAUGUACCAUUCUUUUAAAACGUGAACAUAGCUGUCAGUCGGUUGAUGUUUACAGACUCAACAAUGCUUUGGCACCGUCUGCUAUGAAACUGUGCAAUUUUAACAAUUUGU